GUCCUCAGGGUCAGCUGGAGCUAAUGCUGGACAUCCUGGUUUUCCACUCAUCCCGCCAGGAUGGUAGCAAUGAGUGCUCCCAAAACAAUGGCAACUGUGCCCACCUUUGCCUGGCAACGCCUGCUGGUGCUCAGUGCCGCUGUGCCUCCCACUAUACCUUGAACCCUGACGGACGAAACUGUAGCUCUCCCUCUAGUUUCCUGCUCUUCAGUCAAAAGGCCAGUAUCAGCAGGAUGGUUUUAGGAGAGCAGAGUCCUGACAUCAUCCUGCCCAUCCAUGUCUUGAGGAACGUCCGAGCCGUCAGCUAUGACCCACUGGACCGCCUUGUCUACUGGUUGGACGGACGACAGAACAUAAGAAGGGCCAGAGACGACGGAGCGAUGGUAAAAUUUGCCCUGAUACACACACUGACAGUAUAAGAAACCUGUAUGGAGGCUAACAAGUAGCUGUGGAUGAAAAUAUGUUUUAACUUCAGCAUGUUUCUCCUUGAUUGAAAUUUCUUUCUCCAUUACACCCCUGAGACCCUGAAGCUUUGUCCUGGCUGUGU
Molecule: messenger RNA, 547 nt
Organism: Paralichthys olivaceus (Japanese flounder)
Lineage: Eukaryota; Metazoa; Chordata; Actinopteri; Pleuronectiformes; Paralichthyidae
Source: RefSeq, a predicted model, not a curated record